AUGAGCUGCCGCAUGCAAGGACUCCUACGAUACGCUCUACCUUUUGUGCACGCUCUCUUAGUUCGGCCUAUCGUCUCAGUGUAUGCGCUUCACUAUGGUCUCUAUUACACUAUCCUAGAAACUCCGCUUGUUCUACAUCCCAUCUAUACUGCACUCGCCUGGCUCCUUCUGAUCAUACGGUCAAUUUACCUCACUUUUCGCAAAGUCUUCUCCGAUCCCGUCCUUUUCGUGCUCGAAAUAAUAUCCUGUAUUCUUGCGCUUGUGGUCUUGCUCGGAUUCUAUGGCUAUUAUCGAUCCCCCACUCCGAGAAGAGCUGAGAAGCGCCAUCACGUCUGCAAUAUAUUCGUCCUUGGGACUCGGGUCAAAGUCGCCGUUCUUCAGGCACCACCCACCGCAACGACGGCCUGGCUUAUCACCAAACUCGAGAAUCGCAAACUGAUCCUUGGGUUCCGCGAGGACGCUCGCCUUACUUAUGAACUUCUGUUGUAUCCCGGAGAUGGCUCUCGUCCGCGUCCCCUCGACUUACUCCACGAUGGCACUCUCGCUGCUGCUGGAGUCGUCAACAAUUGCACUUUGCAAUUCCGGUAUUGCUUGCCCGGCGGUGCCGGCAAUGAAGAAGCUGGUCCCUCUGAACCGCCGAUACAGUGUCCCGCCUGCUAUCGGAUAUUCAAGCGCGAAGGUGGACUCGUUCAGCACCUACGCGCGAAGGGGAACCCGGAUUGCAAGAAGUGGGCUGAGGAGCGGGAAGCAGAAGACAUCCGGCAAGCAAUGGCGGCUCCGGACGAACUCGAACGUUUACGCGAAGAGGCCCGCGCGACUCUGCAGCAGAUCAUCGACGACGAAGAGACGGAGGGAGACUUCGACUUGGACUUCGAGCCAAUCCCUGAUCCGCCUCUUGACUUGCCGCCUGAGCCGCCUCCCGGUCCCGGUCCCGCUCCAGCGACCAACCUCACUCCUCUUCCAACGCCUGCAUCGACUCCUGAGCCGCCUCCUGGACCCACGCCCGUGCCAACGCCCGCAUCAACUCCUGAACCGCCCGACGACCUCAUCCCCGACGAGGAUCUCGAACCACGACCGCUCAAGAACCUCAGAGCAGUUCGGAGCGGACGGCAUGAUCCGAAGGAGGAGAGCGACGAGGAAGAUGAUCCAUUUGGUUGGGGUGAUGAGGACGAGGAGGAUGCGCUGAAGGAAGAGGUGGAGGAUGACGAGUUUGAGGAUGAGGAGGAUCAGGACGAUGAUGAAGAUGCACUGCGCGAUCUCGGACUUGGCGCUAUGGACGAGGGCCCUGGCAAUCAAGACGACGGGCCUCUGGAUCAAGUCGAACGGGAGGGAGGAGGCGAGGGAGGGGGAGAGGGGGGAGGG
This is a messenger RNA of Peniophora sp. CBMAI 1063, 1362 nucleotides long. The record is from the annotation of a GenBank genome assembly. Lineage: Eukaryota; Fungi; Basidiomycota; Agaricomycetes; Russulales; Peniophoraceae.